Messenger RNA from Numida meleagris (helmeted guineafowl), 2096 nucleotides. It is a transcript of the gene TLX2, whose product is annotated as T-cell leukemia homeobox 2. Bases 1 to 915 code for a protein of 304 amino acids. Gene Ontology annotation, molecular function: DNA-binding transcription factor activity, RNA polymerase II-specific; RNA polymerase II cis-regulatory region sequence-specific DNA binding. The record is from RefSeq and is a predicted model, not a curated record. The transcript has 4 exons. Gene Ontology annotation, biological process: regulation of transcription by RNA polymerase II; animal organ development. Lineage: Eukaryota; Metazoa; Chordata; Aves; Galliformes; Numididae. Gene Ontology annotation, cellular component: nucleus.
AUGGCUCGUUACGGUUACGAUUAUUGCUGCAAUCCCCAGCAACAAGUGCUGCCUGGGGAGCCGCCGGGGCCGGGGCCGGGGCGGGCAGACGGCGCGGCCCCGUGGGACCCGGAGCGGGCGCCCGGCGCUGCGGGACAGCCCCGGCACGGUGUGUGUGGGGGUAGGGAGCGGGGUGCCCCGAUCGAGCGGAGCCACGAUGACGAAUACCGGCGCCGGGGGCAGCGGGGCCGGGCACGGAGCGUGGGGCAGACCCGGACCCGCACCCGCUCCACUGCUCCAGUCCGGGCUCGGCUGGGCAGGGCAGGGCCGUGGCUGCGUGGGGGCUCGCGGGGCUCCGCACCCCCACGGUGCCCGCAGGAGCCCCCUGAGCUCCGCGGGGCGGGCGGGCCGGGGCUUUUAGCGGAGGCUGCUCAAAUAUUCAGCUCCAUUUCCGCCGCGCGGGGCUGGGCGGCUCCUUCUGCCGCGCUCUCGCCCUUCGCGGCAACCCGGCGCAUCGGGCACCCCUACCAGAACCGCACGCCGCCCAAGCGGAAGAAGCCGCGCACCUCCUUCAGCCGCGUGCAGAUCUGCGAGCUGGAGAAGCGCUUCCACCGCCAGAAGUACCUGGCGUCGGCCGAGCGAGCCACCCUGGCCAAGGCCCUCAAGAUGACGGACGCGCAGGUCAAGACCUGGUUCCAGAACCGCCGCACCAAGUGGAGGAGGCAGACGGCGGAGGAGCGCGAGGCGGAGCGGCAGCAGGCCAACCGGCUGAUGCUGCACCUGCAGCAGGAGGCCUUCCAGAAGAGCCUGAGCCAGCCGCUGCCGCAGGACCCGCUCUGCAUGCACAACUCCUCGCUGUACGCCCUGCAGAACCUGCAGCCCUGGGCCGAGGACAAUAAGGUGACGUCCGUCUCAGGGGUGGCUUCCGUGGUCUGAGGGCGCUGCGUGGCGGAGGGGACCCCCUGCGCCCCCGGGGGCCCCGAACUGGCCAGGAGGCGGCGGCGGGCGGUUCAGCCUGGAGGGGUGUGAGGCGGCCCCGUCACCCCGUGGUAGGGAGGGGGCUGCUGCUUCCCGGUGCCGUCCCGAGUGGCAGCCCCCUCCCCACACCGCAUCCGGGCCCCCUCGCUGCCCCAAGGGAGCAACAGCCCUGGGCAAGCGGACUCUGGGCUCUGGCCCCCUCCCACCCACACCCCUUGUGCCUCUGCCAGCCCGGACCCUCUGGGGGGGCCGCCCACCCCGUGCAGCUCCUUGAGGCCCGGUUCCCCCAUCAGCAGCUCCAUGUGCUGGGCCAGCCCCUCAGCACCCAUCCUGCCCAGGGAGGGCAAAGCCGGGGGUGGGGGUGGCACCCCCCUGGACUCUCACAUUCCCGGUGCUGGAAACUCGCUGCUGCCAGGGGGGCAGUGUCCCCCACAAGCGCCGUCUUACCUGGAUGAGUCGGAGUUCAGCAGCUGUGGCUUCCAGCUGGGGGGGUCCCAUCCCCCCAUCCCUGGCCCCAGCGUUCCCUGCGCGCCGGACAGAUGGAGCUCGUUGGCCACACGGGUCCCGGUGCUCCUGGCUCCCACCUGCUGUGCUGGGCCUGGACGAUGGGCACAGGGUCCCCCCACGUAGCAGCGGGUGGCAGCAGCCCCCCCCCCGGGGCCACCUCCACCUCCUCCCCGCGCUGUGUCUCGGUGUGGGACUGAACUUUCGGUCUGGCACGAUGCAGACAACGUGAGCAACGGCGCUGCCGGGUCUCCGCUGCAGGAACCGUCCCCAGCAAAAUUCUGCCCACCCAGCAGCGGGGUGCAGCCAGGCCAGGACUUGGGCGAUGCAGGGCUGGGCCACGGGACCCUCCCCAGCCCGCUCCAGGUGGGGUCCCGACCCCAACCCUAAUCGUGACCCCGAUCUCGUCCUUGACCUCCCCGCUGACCUCGACCUCACCCCUGAUCCCAACCCGGCCUCCGCUGUCCGUGGUGCCGCCGGGACGCGAAGGGGCGUACGGGAACCGCCCCCGGGAACCGAGCGCGUGCACCGGUCCCCGCCGGGACCGCGGGGACCGCUGCCGGAACCGGGACCCCUCGGGGCGUACCGGGAGCCAGGGGUGACGGCGGGACGGCGCCCGCCCCCCGUCGGGUCUC